This is a messenger RNA of Drosophila guanche, 690 nucleotides long. Its product is annotated as protein suppressor of variegation 3-7. Bases 81 to 671 code for a protein of 196 amino acids. The record is from RefSeq and is a predicted model, not a curated record. Lineage: Eukaryota; Metazoa; Arthropoda; Insecta; Diptera; Drosophilidae. Gene Ontology annotation, molecular function: DNA binding. The transcript has 2 exons.
CUGAUUUGAGCGACUUCCAAGCAAAAUUGCAAUCUUGGCGGAAAUAUCCGCUUAAGGCGCUAAGAAACCAUACAUAACAAAUGUGGAAUAACCACGAGAUACAUGGAAAUGUAUACGACAUAAAUACAAUAAAGAACGAGGAAAUCAUACACUCAGAAGAUGCAGAAGCCGAUGUAAAGACAGAAUUAACAAAUCAAAGAAAUCAUCAGCCACGUAUUUUACGAUUCGCCAUGGCCAAGAAACGCCAAGCGCUGCCGUACAUGAAGCCAGGGCCACAGAAUCGCGAGGAACUCUUACAGAGCAUAACGCAUAACCGUGAGGAACUGGCGGCCUUCUUUCAGAAAGUGUCUCCAGAUGGCGGACAGAAUGAUUAUGCUGCUGCAGCGAUACCACCUUCAAUUGGUAAACCUACUGCUCCUGUGGAGCAACGCAACAGCUACGAUUUGUUCUUUGAAAGUGCCUGCGUUAGCGUCAAGGGCCUGCCGCCAAAACUGGCUGCCGAGGCCAAGAGUCGCAUUUCCCAGAUAAUCACCGAGUUCGAGAUCCGUGCCAUUUCCGAGCAGGAAGCCAAAGUCGAGGCGGCACAAGCCAGAGCUCUCAUCCGUGCACGUAAAGUAGGUGGGGAGUUACACGUACUUGAACAUUCAGCCAUGUUUCACACUUCAGAAUAAGACUUACAAAAUUCAAUAA